Messenger RNA from Trichoderma atroviride IMI 206040, 1192 nucleotides. RefSeq lists its product as uncharacterized. Gene Ontology annotation, cellular component: intracellular anatomical structure. The record is from RefSeq and is a predicted model, not a curated record. Gene Ontology annotation, molecular function: oxidoreductase activity, acting on NAD(P)H, oxygen as acceptor. Lineage: Eukaryota; Fungi; Ascomycota; Sordariomycetes; Hypocreales; Hypocreaceae.
AGUGUUGAUACCCUCUUCGUUUACCCAUUUGCUUGGUUUCUUCGAGAUUAUCAGUUAGCCAAGCCAUUAUUUAUUUGUUGCAAGAAAUCCAUUCAAAAUGGCGGAAAUCACCAACGGCGCUUUCAAGCACGACAAUACCCCCGUCCCCAACGUCGACCGAGUGCUGCCCCUCUUUUCGCUCAAGGGAAGAACCGCAAUUGUCUCAGGCGCCGGUGCUGGCAUCGGUCUCGCCGUCGUAGAGGCCUUUGCAGAGGCCGGCGCCAACGUUGCGAUCUGGUAUAACAGCAACAAGCAGGCCGAAGAGUCGGCUGCAGCCAUUGCCAAGACGUACGGCGUCAAGUGCAAGGCAUACCAGGUAAACGUCACCUCGGCCGAGGCCGUCGACAAGGCCAUCGCGGACAUUGUCAAGGAGUUCAACGGCCGCCUCGACGUCUUUGUCGCCAACUCGGGCAUCCCAUGGACCAAGGGCGCCUUCAUUGACGGCCCUGCCGACAUGGCCCGCGAUGUCAUGUCCGUCAACGUGGACGGCGUCAUGUGGUGUGCAAAGAGCGCCGGCGCCCACUUCCGCCGCCAGAAGGAGGAGGGCACGACGAUUGACGGCAAGCCUCUGGAGAACUACACGACCGGAAGCUUUAUUGCGACGGCGUCGAUGAGCGGCAGCAUCGUCAACAUUCCGCAGCUGCAGGCUGUCUACAACGGCUCCAAGGCGGCCGUGAUCCACUUUUGCAAGAGUUUGGCCGUCGAGUGGGUUGGAUUUGCCCGGGCCAACACCGUAUCCCCCGGAUAUAUCCUGACCGAGAUCUCAUCCUUUGUGCCUACGGAGACAAAGAAGGUCUGGAAGGACAAGACUGUCAUGGGCCGCGAGGGUCACGCCGGAGAGCUCAAGGGCGCAUACCUGUACCUGGCGAGUGAUGCGAGCUCCUACACGACCGGUCUUGAUAUGAUUGUCGAUGGCGGCUACAGCCUGCCAUAAUGGGCUACAUACAUGGAUGGGAAUAAAAACAAUGGCGAGAGGAAAAUUUAAAAAACAAUGGGAACUAAUGGGCAUGGUUUGCGAUAGACAAUAGAAUUGUUGCGAAAGAUGGGCGUCUCUGUAUAAACUACAUAGUAUAUUACUGCGGCGAGAUAGUCUUGUUCAUAUCGAUAAAGACGCAGGCUUAGAGAAUUUACAUUAAAACAAAUGACAUCAACC